AUGGCUAGCUUGCCAAAGGAACGUCUCGUGCCCUCCUUGCGCGUCUUCACGAAUGUGGGACUGGACUGCUUCGGGCCCUUUCAAGUUGUGAUUGGAAGACGAUCAGUGAAGCGGUGGGGACUACUGAUAACGUGCCUUUCCACCCGAGCCGUGCAUUUAGAAGUGUUGGACACGAUGGACGCCGAUUCGUUCAUCAUGGCGUUGCGGCGUUUCAUCUCCCUGCGAGGUCACCCUAGAACAAUUUACAGUGACAACGGCACCAAUAUCACGGCAGGAGAAAAGGAGCUCAGGCAAGGGAUCGAAAAUCUCAAUUCGACGCGGGUGGCAGCAGAAUUCAUCGACCGCGGGAUCACUUGGAAAUUCUCCCCACCGUAUGCGCCGCAUUUUGGUGGUAUUUGGGAGCGUCAGAUUGGCUCCAGCAAGAGAGCCAUGCGCGCCGUUUUGGAAAACCGCUCGGUAACCGACGAAGUCCUUCGCACGGUUUUCGCAGAAGUAGCCUCACUUCUGAACUCACGGCCUUUGACCAACGUUCAAACUGAUCCGUCAGAGCCAGAGCCGCUCACUCCGUAUCACUUUAUUCUCGGUACCCCCCAUCCUCACCGAGCGCCUGAUACUGAAGAAGCAUUCGUGGAAGCAGGCCCAGUUCAUUGUGGACCAGUAUUGGAGACGCUGGAUGAAAGAAUACCUUCCGACUCUCAUCGAGCGGAAAAAAUGGGAAAGAACUGUCCGUCCGAUCAGAGUUGGUGA
This is a messenger RNA of Daphnia magna, 747 nucleotides long. RefSeq lists its product as uncharacterized. The transcript has a single exon. Gene Ontology annotation, molecular function: nucleic acid binding. NCBI's taxonomy places the organism in Eukaryota, Metazoa, Arthropoda, Branchiopoda, Diplostraca, Daphniidae. Gene Ontology annotation, biological process: DNA integration. The record is from RefSeq and is a predicted model, not a curated record. Bases 1 to 747 code for a protein of 248 amino acids.